This is a messenger RNA of Fusarium fujikuroi IMI 58289, 975 nucleotides long. RefSeq lists its product as uncharacterized. Bases 1 to 975 code for a protein of 324 amino acids. NCBI's taxonomy places the organism in Eukaryota, Fungi, Ascomycota, Sordariomycetes, Hypocreales, Nectriaceae. The record is from RefSeq and is a predicted model, not a curated record. The transcript has a single exon. Gene Ontology annotation, molecular function: arylformamidase activity.
AUGACGUCACAGCUCUGGUCCUCAACUCCAUGGGUCAACUCUGGCAAUACAUGGCAUAAGCGCCGUGUCCCAUACACACAAAAUGCAACAUACCUUCUCACUCUCGACAUUUGGCAACCAAAACCUCUCGGAGGGUCUUCACUCCGGACAGCAGACGUGUUGCCUCACGGCAAAGGCCCUUGGGUCGUCUAUAUCCACGGCGGGGCAUGGCGAGAUCCACUCGUUGACUCCUCGUCCUUCGAAGCUACUGCCCUCAAACUUCUGAGCGACCAAGAAACACCUGUCGCAGGACUUGCAUCAAUCAAUUAUCCUCUUUCAUGCCAUCCAAAUCAUCCUACGCAUCCCGCACCACCUCGCGAUUCUUCAGAGCCUGUUGAUGUUGCUCGACAAGCUAAGCAUCCUGAUCACAUAAUCGCUCUACUCACGGCCAUCUCAUUUCUGCAAAAUGACCUUGGAGCAGCUCAUGAUUAUGUCCUGUCAGGCCACAGCUGCGGUGCUACCAUGACGUUUCAGACAUUGAUGAACCCCGAUCACUGGUUAGGUACUGCAAAGGGGAUUCCGGUCCCGAAGGUGAAGAAGCCAAGGGUCAUAGCUCCUCUGAACGGUCUCUACGAUCUCGCUGCCUUUAUCAGCAACCCACCAGAAUCUCACAAACAACUCCAGCCACUGUAUACCGACUUUACGAAAAAUGCAUUUGGCAAUGACGAGGCGGUAUGGAAGGCCAUCUGUCCUACUAGUGUCACAGACUGGAGUGCAGAGUGGCCUGAAUGCAAAGUCGUCGUCAUCGCCCAGAGCAAGGAAGAUGGUCUUGUGCCAUAUGCCCAGACUGAGCUUAUGAAGGAUCACCUGAGAAAGACGUCAACGCUUGAGAUUGUUGAGAUGAAAGCUAGUGGUGAUCACAAUGAUCUAUGGAAGCAAGCUGAUGAGAUCGUAGAUAUCAUAAAGCUCGCGGCUGGAUAUUUAGCCAAGCUCUGA